Messenger RNA from Ichthyophthirius multifiliis, 1841 nucleotides. RefSeq names its product protein kinase domain protein. The record is from RefSeq and is a predicted model, not a curated record. The annotation marks the transcript as partial. The transcript is spliced from 2 exons. Gene Ontology annotation, biological process: regulation of cytokinesis; protein phosphorylation; mitotic cell cycle. NCBI's taxonomy places the organism in Eukaryota, Ciliophora, Oligohymenophorea, Hymenostomatida. Gene Ontology annotation, cellular component: spindle pole; cytoplasm; centrosome. Gene Ontology annotation, molecular function: protein binding; protein kinase activity; ATP binding.
UGAAUGGUGAUACAACAAUAAAAAAGUAUGAAAAAGGUCAAUUAUUAGGAAAAGGUGGAUUUGCUAAAUGCUUCUAAAUCCUAAACUUAGAAACGAAAAAAAUAAUGGCGGCAAAAAUAAUACCUAAAAACACUUUAGUAAAGAACAGGGCUAGAUAAAAACUAAUUUCUGAGAUAAAAAUUCAUAAAAGUCUUCACCAUAUACAUAUAGUGAAAUUUGAACAUGUAUUUGAAGAUAAUGAAAAUAUAUAUAUAUUAUUAGAAUUAUGUCCUCACUAAACUCUAAAUGAAUUAAUUAAACGUAGAAAAAGAUUGACUGAAUUAGAAGCUUAAUGCUAUAUUGUUUAAAUUGUUAGUGCUUUGAAAUAUUUACAUUAAAAUCUAGUUAUUCAUAGAGAUUUGAAACUUGGAAAUCUAUUUAUUGGCGAAAAAAUGGAAGUUAAAUUAGGUGAUUUUGGGCUAGCUACUAAACUUGAAUUCCCAGGUGAGAAAAAAAGAACAAUUUGUGGUACUCCUAAUUAUAUUGCUCCUGAAAUUCUUGAUGGAAAAGUUGGACAUUCGUAUGAAGUUGAUAUUUGGUCUUUAGGAGUUAUUAUUUAUACAUUGCUAAUUGGAAAACCUCCAUUUGAAACUUCAGAUGUAAAGACAACAUAUAAAAAAAUAAAAUAAAACAAUUACUCAUUCCCAGAUCACAUAACAAUAGCCCCAAAUGCCAAAAAUCUAAUUUAAAUAAUAUUAGUGGAAGAUCCAACAAAAAGACCAUCUUUGGAUGAAAUAUUAGCCCAUCCAUUUAUUAACAACGGAGUUAAUGUACCUCGUGUUUUGCCAGUUUAGACACUUUAGAAUCCUCCUGACAGUUCUUUCUUGAAAUAAUAUACAUCUAAUAAUUAGUCAUAAUAAAGGCAAAGUUAGUAAUUAGGAAAUACAGAACUUCUUUAUAAUAGUUCAAGAAUACCUCCAAUAAAUAAAGAAAUAUAAGCAUAAUAAUAGUAACAAUAAGGAGGAUUAUAAAAAUGUUAAACAGCUUCAAAUAUUCUUUAAAAAAUGCCUGCAUUAGAUUAAUAAUUAGAUAAAAGAGAUUCUUAACUUGGAAAUAAUAUGUUUUCAAGUAAUGCAAAUUUGUAGAUAAAAAGUACGGGUUUUGAUAGAAUGAUGGAAAAUAAUAAUCAAAUACCUUUAGAUAUAAAAAGUAAUAAUAAUGUUUGGGUUUGCUAACAUGUAGAUUAUAGUUCAAAAUAUGGUCUUGGUUAUAUGCUUUCAAAUGGAUGCGCAGGCGUAUUAUUUAAUGAUAAUACUAAAAUUGUAACUGAUCAUAAAGGAGUUAAUUUCGAAUAUAUUCAAAAAGUUGAUAAUACAGAUAUUAUUUAAUAGCAUUUAAUUAGUGAUUAUCCAAAAGAUCUUAAAAAAAAAGUUACUCUUUUGUAACAUUUCAGAAAUUAUCUUAUGUCUGAAAUUUAAAAAAAUAAUGUUAUACUUAAUAGAAAUAAUGAGAGUAAUUCUUCUAAUUCGGUCUAUUUAAAAAAAUGGAUGAAAACUAGACAUGCAAUCAUGUUUAGACUUUCUAAUAAAAUAGUUUAAGUUUAAUUUGCUGAUAAAACUGAAAUUAUUCUUAAUAGUACUGAAAAAAUUGUAAUUUAUUUUAAUAAAAAAGGAGAAAAAACUCAUUAUCCUUUAGCUGAUGCUAUGUAUUCCACUAAUCAAGAAAUGACUAAAAGAUUAAAAUAUACUAAAGAAAUACUUACUCAUUUACUUGCAAAUAAUAUGAAAGGAUAACAAUAAAUUUAAUAAUAAGAAUAAAAUAUUUAAGGUUAAGAUGAUAUUUUUAAGGAUUAAAAAAUAUGA